Messenger RNA from Leptosia nina, 759 nucleotides. Lineage: Eukaryota; Metazoa; Arthropoda; Insecta; Lepidoptera; Pieridae. The record is from the annotation of a GenBank genome assembly.
AUGGUGCGCGAAGAACGUCGGCAGAGUCCGAACCUUAUCGGGCGCGCACCGCUCCACCUCGGCCCCGCGACCCACGCCGGGCCCGCUGCACCGCGACAGAGAGAGAGAGAAUUUCACUCGGCCGCCGCAGCGUGUCCCGCUCCUGGCUGCACUAUCCCGAGUCGCGACUGCAGCGGCUGCUACGCUCGUCUUGCUCGUCCGCUCGUCGGCCCGAUUCGCCCAUCGAUUGUACAUAUGCCGCAGGUUGAUAUUGGGUUCAAGUUCAAUGAGCGGGACGACGACCCGCGUGACGUCACGCUCGUCUGCCGCCGAAAGCUUCCGGCCCGGGUCCGGCGGCCGGAGCAUUUGCAUCUCGGUCGACGGAGGAAGCCGGCGCAGGUGGGAGGCCGAGUGCAGGAGGAGAGGGCCGCGGGGGGCAGGGGGCGGCCGGAGCGCGAUUGGCGGAGCGGGCCCCGCCCCGCGCGUCCCCCGCCGCCCCCGCACCUCGCGAAAAAACUCGGGAAAAAAGCGAGGAGCGCGCGGCAGUGCUUCUCGGACGAGCUCAGUGGGUGGACGCGACGAGUGCGCGCGCUAGAGACGGCGCGACCCAGGACCGGCGGCCGCGGCCGCGACAUGCCCGCGCUGGCCCUGCGCGACCAGCCGCUCGACUGCUCCAUGCGCCUGCGCGACGCGCCACCCUGCCCGCCUUGCCCGCCCUGGCCGCCGCACGCCCACGGUCAGUCUCUCGCCGUCCACCGCCUCGGAGGCGCUAGUGUCUAG